AUUUUAACUUUUUGGUUCUCUGUUCACAGACUCACAGGCUUCAGGGCGCUGGUCGUGAGGAAGAGGAGGCCUGGGAGACAGCGAGCCUGCUGUGCGGGGUGUGUCUGAGGCUCCUUGAGCCCAACAGCCCGUGAUUGAGGUCCCCGUGCCUCCCGGACUCCUCUCUGUUCACAGCGUCCCCGCAGCCUGACCCCAUUUCACCCUCCAGCCUUGGGGACCGGCCUCUCAGGUCCUGCCGCCCAGGUCCCCGCGCUCAGAAUGGUCCUUGGCAUAAAAUAGAUGAUGUGGAGGCCUAUUCUGAGCACAGUGUAUCUGUAGGAGAUUCUCACGUCAGGGCUUCCAAGACAGCUGCAGCCACCCAGAGGACCCAUCUGUGUAAGCUGUGCUUCUCAGUGUUAAAAGAUAUUUUGCACCUGACUGAGUUACAAGUGGUUCACUUUGAGAAGAAUGUGUUCUUAAGUGAUGCGUGUGUGAGAGACUUGUGUUUCAGUGCAAACCCUCAUCAGCAACAGAAGGAUGCCAGUAGAGAGAAGCCCUGGAAAGAAGAUAUGGAGAGUGCCUUGCUUGUGAGGAGUUGCUGCUUCUACUUAUCUGGGAUGCCUGCAGCUAGUAUAGAGGCUGGGGAAGACUCCCCAGCCAUCUCAGGGUUUCUCCAGCACCAGGCCACUCUUAACACUGAGGAGCCACACAGUAACAAUGAGAUUUCACAGGAAUUUCUCAGUGGAAAAAGGCGUCACCAGUGGGUAGAAUGUGAAACAGCUGCCAGCCAGAAACAGAAAGUUGCUUAUCAGAAAGGUCUCUGCUCUGGAGAUAUGAUUGAUGAGUAUAAUAAAUGUGGGGAAGUGUGUAGACGAAUAUUUAACCACCCUCAACAUGGGAGAGUUUACACUGAAGAAAAGCCCUAUGAGUGUACUGAUUAUGGGAAGGUCUUCAAUGAAAGUACUGCUCUCAUUAAACACAACAGAGUUCACAUUAGAGAAAAGCAGUGUGAGUGUAGUGACUGUGGGAAGUCCUUCAGGAAAAGGUCUCACCUCACUAUGCACCACAGAGUUCACACUGGAGAAAAGCCAUAUGAGUGUAGUGAAUGUGGGAAGCAUUUCAGUCAAAGGGCUUCCCUCACUGAACACCACAGAGUUCACACUGGAGAAAAGCCAUAUGAGUGUAGUGAAUGUGGGAAGCAUUUCAGUCGAAGAGCUAACCUCACUGAACACCACAGAGUUCACACUAGAGAAAAGCCAUAUGAGUGUAGGGAAUGUGGGAAGCAUUUCAGUCAAAGGGCUGUCCUCACUAUACACCACAGAGUUCACACUGGAGAAAAGCCAUAUGAGUGUAGUGAAUGUGGGAAGCAUUUCAGUCGAAGAGCUAACCUCACUGAACACCACAGAGUUCACACUAGAGAAAAGCCAUAUGAGUGUAGGGAAUGUGGGAAGCAUUUCAGUCAAAGGGCUUCCCUCACUGAACACCACAGAGUUCACACUGGAGAAAAGCCAUAUGAGUGUAGUGAAUGUGGGAAGCAUUUCAGUCUAAGAGCUAACCUCAAUAAACACCACAGAGUUCACACUGGAGAAAAGCCAUAUGAGUGUAGUGAAUGUGGCAAGUCCUUCAGUCAAAGGUCUCACCUCACUACACACCUCAGAGUUCACACUGGAGAAAAGCCUUAAAUGUGCAGGGAAUGUUUUAUUUUUCUCACUUAUAAGAACACUUACGGGGCUCUAUAGGACCAUUUCCAUGAAUGUAACCCCCCCUUUUUUUUUUUAAAUAUAUUUUAUUGAUUUUUUACAGAGAGGAAGGGAGAGAGAUAGAGAGUUAGAAACAUCGAUGAGAGAGAAACAUCGAUCAGCUGCCUCCUGCACACCCCCUACUGGGGAUGUGCCCGCAACCCAGGUACAUGCCCUUGACCGGAAUCGAACCUGGGACCUUUCAGUCUGCAGGCCGACGCUCUAUCCACUGAGCCAAACCGGUUUCGGCUGUAAACCCCUUUUAUGGGAACAUACACGCUGCUAGAUUCCUCAUAAAUUUGAGGUACAAGUGAACCUUGAAGGAGCUGCAUUGUACUUGCUAACAUGCCUAGACCUACGACCCAAAUGAUGUCACUGUGAGUGUUUAUCUCUGAAGGGAUUUCACCUCUAACACCUGGCUCACCUGAGGAUUGUGCAUCGGUCACAGUCCCUGGGUGCUCAGGGGAAUGUAUUCUGUGUUCUCACUUCUGCUUGAGGGAAUUUGGCAGUAUCUUCAUUCAUUUCUCUAUGACUAGAAAAUGGACCUGACCCAGGAUUCCUUCAGAGCACCCCUUCUCAGCUAGGAAGUACUACCUCUUUCAGGGACAUAGUGGAACUCACAUUGUGCUUUGAUACAUUUUGGGGGUUUCUUAUUCACUAACCGGCAAUGUCAGUGCUCUCCUCUGCUCUGGUUUAUGAUCUUCUUUUAAAGGUGUUUUUAUAUUUGUGUUGUUAUUCACUAGUGUAUUAUUUUCAAUACCAACAUCUCUAAACCUACUUUUGCCACACUCUGUAUUUACCUCCAGUCAUUUUGUAAUAUUUCUGCUUCCCCAACCCUCCAUGCAGACAUUGAUUUACCUUCCUUUACAAUAGAGUAGUUCAUAUUUUUCAUAAUUUUAUUGGCACUAUAAGGUGAAUUCUCUUUAACAAACACUGGCUUCCUUCAUGCUACACAGAUAGUUUGAGAUUCAACACAAACAUUUAUAUAAAUAGUGAAUUUUUUAUUUUUAGAAAAUAUUGUAUUCUAUGGAUAAUCACUUUAACUAUUGAGCUGCCUAUGAUUUCAGUUAUUUCUACUUUUGUUGUUUUGUAAAUAAAACAGUUUGGAAUAUUGUA
Messenger RNA from Myotis lucifugus (little brown bat), 2834 nucleotides. Its product is annotated as zinc finger protein 239-like. The record is from RefSeq and is a predicted model, not a curated record. Lineage: Eukaryota; Metazoa; Chordata; Mammalia; Chiroptera; Vespertilionidae. The transcript has 2 exons. The coding region runs from base 549 to 1661 and encodes 370 amino acids.